GGGAGGGGAGUGGGUUGACAUCAGCAGCCUCCAGAAUCAUGCUUUCCAAGUGGAGAAAGGGAAGCUCAUCCCUGAAGAAACACCUAGAAUUUUGCAUAUUACAGGCCUAACUGGAGAAUACAAUACACUUAUACUGGAAAUUAUUAAGCAGCUUUAUUGCCGGAGGCUUCGGAUUAUUAGACAUCUUUUUAUUAUUAUUGCUGGUAAACCGCAAGCUCCAGCUCCGCGAGCUGCCCUACAUUUUAUACUCUAUUUUCUCUAUGCGGUUUUUUUUUUAUGUUUACAACGUGUCGAGGAGAUAUCUUCAGGCGGAUGUUUGCUUCAUCCAUAAAGGCGUAAAAAAAAACAUUUUACAGACAGAACAUUUCCGGACAGAAAAUACGGGAAUGAGGUAAAGAGCCGAGGCGAAAAGAAAAGGCAGCGCGGCGGACAUUGUGAGCCUGAAAACGGCCGCACACAGAAAGAAGAUGCACAAUUAAUCCAAACAUCGUGUUUUCCAUGACAGUACUCAGGACCAUAUCGGCACAGUAUGUAACACUGUCUCUAUGGUCUUAGCAUCUCGUUGUUUACAGCAAUCAAAACGACGUUAAUAUCAUCCUCGACCCGUCGAAUUGUAAAGAAAUAGGGCGGGCAAUUUGCCCCGACUUUUUGUUCAGGUAAUAUUUACCUAUAGUAAAUAUGUUCCACUGUGAUUUUGUGCACUAAUGUAAUCAAGCGAUCGCAGGACGUGGAGGAAAAACCACGGCGUUACUUUAAGGCCUAGAAAAUAAGUGUGCUUAAAGAGAAACACUAAAAGAGACUGACUGGCAUCUAGGAUACACGUGCCUCUUAAAUAUGAGCAGAUCAACUCAAAGGCAUUGAAAUCCCAGCUACACUUCUGUGUUUUCCUGUAAUAUGCAACAUACUGUUUGGGAUCACUAACUGCACCAAUUUUUUAUAUAUCUAUAUAUCUGGACAAUCCAAUCUGCAGGUCUACUUUUUUCAGAUACCAAAGUAAAAGUUUUGUCGAGAUGGGGAGCGAUGGUGAAAUCCUAAGCCACGACUUGGCAAAGGUGUCUGAUGAGGACUUGCUGGCUUGCUCUAAAGAAGAGCUGGUGAGUCGACUGCGGCGAGAGGAGUCAGAGAAGAUGUCGGCGCUCAUUCAGCGCGGACGCCUAAUCAAGGAGGUGAACAAGCAACUUCAGGGACAUCUGCUUGAAAUCAGGGAGCUCAAAGCCAUCAACCAGCGGCUGCAGGAAGAGAACCAGGAGUUGCGUGACUUGUGCUGCUUCCUAGACGAUGACAGGCUGAAGGUGAAGAAGCUGGCACGAGAAUGGCAGCUAUUUGGCCACCAUGCCGCCAAAGUGAUGCGUGAUGACCUGGGCGGCUACCUGAAGAAGCUCUCUGACCUGGAGCGUCUGCAGGAUGGUUUGGUCAAGGAGAAUCUGGACCUGAAGGAGCUGUGUCUAGUGCUCGAAGAGGAGUGUGUGAGCAGGAGUGAUUCAAGCCCAGGGGGAUCGACUGAGCUCAACCUGCCAUGUAUGGUGGCCCGGGACCUCGGGGAUGGAAGCUCGAGCACUGGGAGUGUAGGCAGCCCUGACCAGCUCCACCUGGUAUGCUCACCUGAUGACUGAGCAAGAGUUCAGAGAAAGAGAGAGGAUAAUAGCCAUCAUCCCUUUAUUCCUCUCAGAGAAUGACAGAGAAGGGCCUGAAUGAAGUUAUAUGGGCCAACCCAAAGGAGCAAGGAAGUUUACGAUUUUAGUUGUCACCAAACAUCUCAACUGCUUAUGCGAGACAAAUAGAUAGGCCACAUUAGUCUUUUCUUUGCUUUUUCCUUUAGACUGUUGUUCAUUUUACCCCACAAUGUAGAUAGACUUUAUUAUUGUGAAUGAUAUUACUUUGCUUUGGAGAACAAGCAUGAUUGCAAUAGUUUUAAGCUUUACUUUAGUUCUGUCAUAUUGUGUUUAUGAAAUUUUUGAAAAGAAAGUAGUAGAAGGUCACUGGGAUUUCCCCCCACUAAUCUCUUAUAAAAGUGGUUGUACAUAGGAACUAACCGAUCAACUGGCUAUUUACCACCGAUUUUUACUGCACUGAAAUAUAUUUUAAGGGGGUCUCAUGUUUUAAUGAUGCACUAAACAGGGCUGAAACAUUUCCCAAAUGAUUCAUGUUUUUAAACUUCAUAGAGCCAUAAAACGACUUCUUGGAGGUCCUGCACAACAGCACUGAAUCAUUUUCAAGGGUCUCUCAAGACCUCUGGUUUAAAACGAAUUGAUUGCCAGUUACUUGGCUGUAUGAAGUGUGCACUGAAACCGCACAUUCAGAAUUAGUACACUUUCUCACGAUUAUGAUGUAUUAAAGUUGCUCUAGUAAGAUUUGUUACACUAAACCAUCUUGUUGACUACUACACUGGACACCAGAUGAUUUUUUUGCAUUGAUAAAUUUUAUUACCUAACUACUCACUGUACCAUUUUUUUUGUGUUUUUGAUUGUUGAUUUUAUGGGAUUUUACAUAGCUACAUGCUAUAUUUACACACUGGCAACUGCAAUGGGUACAAUGGUGUUUGUGAAUUUAUAAUAUUGUAUAAUUACGUUUAAUUAUGUUCUUUAGCUUUUACCUAUAUAUUUUGAUUUAGAUGUACAUCAGUAUUACUUUAAUGCCUUUUCUCCCUGUUUAUAACCAUAAGAAUCUGAUUUUGUGGCUUUUUUUGGCUGUAAUCUUUGGGCCAUGGUUGUUGUCAGUGGGAGAGCUUUAAAUACAUUUGAUUGAGCUUGAUUGAGAGAUCUGAAUGUGUAAUAAUCUUUCUUGUGUGCUGUGAGCCACCUAGACAAGGAAAUUGCAUACAGAGUGAAAGUUUUAUUGAUUUGCCUUUUAUUUUAAUGGUUUGUUCAUUUUGGAGGCCAAAAAGACAGAAGUAUGAAGCGUGUUAUAUUUUUGGGUUACCAUUUUCUCUAAUGGAGUAUACAGAGGGCCUUUGAGAGCAUGCACUCACUGAGCCAAUAAGCACAAACCCCCUCUUCACUAUCUCAAUCAUACGUGCACCAAGCUUUGAGUAAGGGCCACUCUUUAGAUUCAAGAGCUAACAGAAGACUCUGUGUUCAAAUCAGGGUCACCAUGUUUAUUCAGUUUGCCCUGGGUAGUUGCAAAUAUUGCUCAUGUCACCAUCAUACUUAUGCAUUCUAUCUAACCCUUGUUUCCUCAUUUCCUGGGUUAUUUAUUUCCAAUUCUAGGUCUUUUGUCUCAAACAAAGACUCAAACUGAACAUGAGAGCGAGACAAGAUUUUCUUUCACUGAAUGUAGAUUAAGGAUGGGUCUUUUCUCAGAUACCUUAUUGGUAACAUCACAGAUAUAAGGCAGAACUGUCAUGCCAACUGCAUGCAGACAUAGUUCAACAGUUUUUAAACAUACAAUUUUACGUUAGCCCUGUGAUUGACUGGUGUUACAGCCAGAAGAAUUCCCCUGCCUUUCGCGAUUGGCUCCGGAUCCACCGCUACCCCGACUAGGAUAAAGUGGUUACUGAAGUUGAAUGAAUGCAUUUGAGGUCACUUUUGAAAAAAUAAUGCAAUACACUGGCACUGUUAUAAACACUGAAAAAGUUAGGCAAUUACUUUGAUAUAAAAAUGUACAUUGGCACAUAUUUAUUUGUGAGGGAGUCAGGGAAUGCACAAGCUAUAUAGAGGAAUGAUAAUAAAAACCCACUUGACUUGACUUGACUUGACUAUGCUGGCUAUCAGGACAUCCUAAGAGGAAACAGUGUUGACUCCUCCUUUCCUCCUUCCCCAUCCCCUAAGCCUCUUCUGUACUCUGUUUCUGUUUUCAAUCAGUGGCUUCU
Ictalurus furcatus (blue catfish) is the source of this 3808-nucleotide messenger RNA. It is a transcript of the gene ccdc85b, whose product is annotated as coiled-coil domain containing 85B. The coding region runs from base 1011 to 1613 and encodes 200 amino acids. Gene Ontology annotation, biological process: negative regulation of DNA-templated transcription. The transcript has a single exon. Gene Ontology annotation, cellular component: nucleus. The record is from RefSeq and is a predicted model, not a curated record. Lineage: Eukaryota; Metazoa; Chordata; Actinopteri; Siluriformes; Ictaluridae.